CUUAUCUCUUGUAUUCGUAUUAUUGAAAUUUAAAGAAAAUGUCAUUUAAACUAUUAAAAUUAUAUGUAACAGCUGCAAUCACGUGUCAUUUAAUUACAGUGUCUUCGGAGAAAUUUGAUUAUAUAGAAUGCCAAUAUUACACAGACUGUGUACACAUAUUAGGAAGUAAAAGCGAUUGCUACAAUGAAGUGUGCGGGUGUAUGCCUGGAACCCAUAUGGAUCCAACAGACCACAAAUGCUACACAACAUUGCCGUUGUACGUCGAAUGCCAAUACGACAAAAAUUGCCUGCUCAAAAACGGAUCGUACGGAAUAUGCAACGGCAUCUGCGAUUGCGGCGAAGGAUUCAGGGCGAACCGAGACAUGAACGAUUGCGUACGAUCGAAAAAUUUGGGGGACUUGUGCGUAGCAUCCGAAGAAUGUUCGCUGAUCGGACACGCGACGUGCACGGGCAACACGUGUUUGUGCGAGGACGGCUAUUCGAUCUCCAUGAACGGGAAAUUCUGUUUGAGAGAUGCGGAAAAUUUCGGAGACAGCUGCGAGGAGAACGUCCAGUGUAAGAAGAGAUUGACGGACGCCAUAUGCUUGGAGCACCUCAAGACUUGCGGUUGUCCACCCACGAUGCACGUGCACAACAUCACGUGCAUCGAAUCCUUUCAAUUAGGGGAUGUUUGCGACAGAGAUGAGGAGUGCGAGUACACGUCGGAUAUGAUUGGAAAAAUUAAAUGCGUUAAUUACAGAUGCGGAUGCGUCGAUCGUUCCUUUUGUAAUUCCGGUUCCGACCCUUUGUCUGUGACGAUUUUCUUGUUUUGUGUAGUUCUAUUUGUACAACAUUCUCUUCGGUGAUUUAUAAUUGAUGAGAAUAUUUAUAAAUAUGAAAAUAAUUGUAAUUUAAUAUAUUUAAUAUAAGUCAUUUUCAAUA
Messenger RNA from Aethina tumida (small hive beetle), 921 nucleotides. Its product is annotated as cell death abnormality protein 1. The coding region runs from base 39 to 845 and encodes 268 amino acids. NCBI's taxonomy places the organism in Eukaryota, Metazoa, Arthropoda, Insecta, Coleoptera, Nitidulidae. The transcript is spliced from 3 exons. The record is from RefSeq and is a predicted model, not a curated record.